AUGAUUCUUAUUAACAAAGCAAUAUUUUUGUGGACAAUAUGCUGCAUAUUUUUAUUUUUAUUGAUUUUAAAAAUCAGUGAAAUUAUUGACUGGAAUUGGUUUAUCAUAUUUCUACCAAUGUGGUGUUUGGAUUUCAUUUUACUUACUACAAGUAUACUUCACAUGUCUGGAAGAUUUACUCGAAUAAUUGGUCAUCGUGAUCUUGGAAGUAGAUUCACUCAAGCAUUAACACUAAGCUUUAUUCUAUGGAAGUUAGUUGCACAAAUUGUACUUUGCUUAUACUUAGAGGACUAUCUGGAUGGCUUAUCUUAUCAUCGAUAUUGGCUUCCCAACAGUAGUAAUGAUUCAAAGAGUAAGGGUCAUAGUAUUGACAAGGACACUAGGGGUUAUCUGCUGUUUGCAGUAUUGCCUAUAUGGACUACUAUGCUGAUAUGUUUGCUAGCAGUAUGUAGCCAAAUUGGAAAUCCUCGUCUGGCUGCUGUUCGGUCAUUUUGUUCACAUACACAGGCAAAUAAACGUCAUAUUGAGCAGCAUUCAAGACAGAACAGGGUUUUACCAGAGCGUUCUGAACUCAAGUUAUAA
Messenger RNA from Heterobilharzia americana, 582 nucleotides. The record is from the annotation of a GenBank genome assembly. NCBI's taxonomy places the organism in Eukaryota, Metazoa, Platyhelminthes, Trematoda, Strigeidida, Schistosomatidae.